AGAGCUACAGCCUCCCGCAUUAUGAUGCUAAUGCAGCUAAGAAUCUUUCUCAACGCUAAGCAUAGCAUUGUUCGUGUCCUGGAGUUGAUUAUCGAACGAUUUCUUCAUUUGAAAGACGAUGUUAUUGGUUACUUGAGCUUUCUUUUUCUGUCCAUCGACUUUGGGUAUUGUCUAUGCUGUGAUGGUUAUUGUGGUCGUUUUGGAAAUAGGUGUGGAUGUGGCGAGUAUUGCUGCGAUUUCUUUUAUGCUUCAACAGACAUGACAGACAUCAAAAUCCAGACUUUCAACGCUCACAACAACUAUCGAACGCUACACGGAUGUCCCCCCUUGGCGAUGAGUGAAGAGUUGAGCAGUAUUGCACAGUCUUGGGCCGACAAAAUAGCAGAAAAAGGAUUCCUACAGUACAGCGAAAAUCCAGGCUUAGGUGAAAAUAUCUCCCUUGUUGAUAUUGAUCCCGCUGCAAGGAAAGGUGAACAGAUUGUCAAGGAAUGGUACAAAGAAAUCAACAACUACAAUUACAAUAAACCAGGGUGGAAAAGAGGUGCUUAUCGUUUUUCCCAACUGUUGUGGAAAAGCACUACCGAGAUUGGUAUCGGCGUUGCUAGAAUUCCUGGUCUGAAGAAAGCCUAUGUCGUAGUCAACUACAGGCCAGCUGGCAACAACAACAUGCCCGGAGAAUUCGAACGCAAUGUGCUGCCCCCGCAGAAGAAAGGGGUCAUCGGUGACGACAAUGCAAACAUCCGCAAGAACAUGGUCAGGCGAUGAUCUGCCACUUCUGCAAAAAGAACUUGAGUUAUUCUCUUCAAAGUUAGAGAAUAGAACUAUUCUUGACGUAAAAUUGGAACGUUGACAAAUGCUAGUAACCGAAUCGUUUUCAUUUCAAAAGACUCUGGUUUUAGAAGCAUUAAAAGUUUAUUUGAGAACUUUCUUUGAAAAUUCAGUUCAAUGAGUUUCAUAGGUUCGGCAAUAGAUGCUUAAAAGUGAGACUGCGUCUGCACUAAGCAUUUAGUUUUGGCCUAAGUUUCGAAAUUGUAUUGUAAAUAUGUGUUUUAGCUGUGAAAGAAUUAUGUUCGUUUUAUUUGUUUAUUGCAUAGACUUCCCAAAGAGAUCUCCCCUCAUUCGAUAAAAUUGUACAUUUUAGACAUGGAGACUAUGUAUUUGUAAAUGUAAUUUUUAAAAUUGUAAGAUAAAAAUAAAACUUUACUUUUUGUAA
Molecule: messenger RNA, 1213 nt
Organism: Uloborus diversus
Lineage: Eukaryota; Metazoa; Arthropoda; Arachnida; Araneae; Uloboridae
Product: Golgi-associated plant pathogenesis-related protein 1-like
Exons: 4
Coding region: 22-765 (247 amino acids)
Source: RefSeq, a predicted model, not a curated record